GAUAUGAUUAAUCUAACAAGAUUUUUUCGUUAUGAUCAACUGUCAAUUAUUAUUCAAUUCAAAAAAAAAUAUCAUUGAAACGUCAAUAAAUGUUGUCAACUAUGGAGCUUACGUGCAUAGUUUUGAUACCAUACAUCAUUACAUCUUCUCAUUUCUCUAUCACAUUAACACAUGAUCCAUGAUGAUGAUCCUAAGUGCCAUAAUACUUUUAGUAUUACACUUAGCUUUAAGUUCUACAAUUGAUGUACACUAUGAAUCAUACAAUUGUCUACCGGAAAGCUCAUCGUACGCUGCUAACAGCACCUUUCAACGAAAUCUGAAUUACACCCUCUUCACCCAGCUUGUUGCUAAUGCGUCUUUACAUGCCCCAUCCUCGACCUUUGAAGCAGGCGAAGGCAUUGAUCAUGUCUUUGCUUUUUACUACUGCAGGCCUGAUUUAGGUGCACAAGUAUGUCACAGUUGUGUGGCGAAUGCAGCAACUAAAGUAUUUGCGCAAUGCAAAUUACACAAACAAGGCAUAGUUUGGUUCGACGAAUGUUCAUUAUGUUACGGUGAGAAUAGCAGUGUAUUCGUCACAGUUAGUUACGAGGAUGUAAAUUACCCAAAAUAUAAUCACACCCCUGUUUUGGGAGAUUAUCUCGAACAGUAUAGGAACGUCUAUAACAGCACAAUCACACACCUAAUUGAUCAGGCUGCUAACAAUGUUAGCCUCAGUUUUGCUACGAAGACGGUUAAUCUGUCGUCAUCUCAAAGCUUACGAGGGAUUGUGCAGUGCGGUCCAAUCAUUAGUGGUGAAUCUUGUAAAGAAUGCCUUAAUGCGGCGUAUGUGAAAAUGAUUCAAGAUUGGACCAACACCAUGAUGUUUCUACCAGCUUGUUAUGUUGGAUUUGAGUUAUAUGGAUCUCGUCCUCCUCUGCUUCCUCCAUCGUCCUCGUCUACUCUAUCAGUGCGUUCCAAGGUCCUAAUUGCUGUGCUAUGUUCUGUUGGAAUUUUAUUAGUCCUUGGUUGUGGCUUUUGGUUCUGGAUGCAUAAGCACCCUUCUGUACGAGAUUCUUUAAUUCAAGACAAUGUAGAACUAAUUGAGAGCGAAAGGCAGCUUGGAUUGGUACAGUAUAGCUAUUAUCAGUUGGAGGAGAUGACAAGCGGAUUCAACAAGAAACUAGGAGAAGGUGGCUUCGCAACUGUGUACUAUGGUGUUUUGUCAGAUGGUAGCACGGAAGUCGCAGUUAAGGUUUUUACUAAGAAGGAGGCUCCAAAGCAGUUUAAUACCGAGAUUAAUGUGCUUGGAGGAAUUUCUCACAAGAAUUUAGUUUCAUUGAUUGGAUAUUGUGAAGAGGAAACUAUAUUAGCACUUGUUUACGAGUUCAUGGCCAGAGGAGACCUGAAAUCUCUUCUUUUCGAACAAUCAGAAGCUUUAAGCUGGAGAAAGAGGCUUGACAUAGCAAUUGAUGUUGCUCAAGGACUGGAUUACUUGCAUAAUGGUUGUUGUCCGGCUAUAGUUCAUAGAGAUGUGAAACCUGCUAAUAUAUUGCUGAACAAUAAACUUCGAGCAAAGGUAGCUGAUUUUGGGUUUUCGAAAAUCUUCCCAACUGAAUACGUUUCAAAUUUACAAACAAGGGUUGUAGGAACGCCUGGUUAUCUUGAUCCUGAGUAUAAUUUAAGCGGACAAUUGAAUGAAAAAGGAGACGUUUACAGCUAUGGGGUUGUCUUACUGGAGCUAAUCACAGGCAAACCAGCAAUAGCGCUUGGCAGCCCACAUUUAGGUGUAUGGGUAAAGAGCAUGCUCGAAAGAGGGGAUAUUGUCAGCAUACUGGACGUGAGACUAAGACAAGAUGUAGAUGACGACUAUGCUACUGUGUGGAAAACAGUAGAGUUGGCCGUGAGAUGCAUUGAGAUAGAAGGCGCAGACAGACCAAAAAUGGCUCAAAUUGUUACUGAACUCAAAGAGUGCUGGAAUAUGAUGAACACGCAGAUUUCUAGUUCAGCAACAAAUUCGACAGAAAGGAUGAGUGGAGCUGUAUAUAGUAGCAGUUCGGUAAUGUCACCUUCACCACGCUAAUCAAUGCACUUUAAUCACAACACAGUAGGAUUGCUUGGUGUUUGAAUCAAAUUUAUUUAAUCAUUGAUUAUCAAUAUAGCAUAAAUUACAUUUCCUGCAGUUGCUAUGUUAUUGAAUGGUUUGAUUUGAAGCUUUAUCACUUCAAUUUUUUUAAGACCGGCCAAUACAUUCAAGAGAUUAUAAUGCACCCAAGGCUAAUUUCUUAGCCAUGUUAAUGAAAAUUGGACUUAAUUAGUAGCAAAAACGAUAUGGGAACUUCUAAAUUACCCAACUUACGCCUAAUGCGAGAAAAAUGGAUUACGGUAAGAAAAAUGGGACAUUUGAUUAGAAUAAGAGGGAGUAAUAAUUAACAACAGUGCCGUUCUUGACAUUUUAUAGGCCCUGGGCAAAAUAAUAGAUUUGACCCUCACAAUAGAAGAUUGAUUCUAAUCUUUAAUAAGUCCUUCAAAAAAUAAUAUAUAUUGAAAAAAAUUAUUUUUUAAGAUUAAUCUU
Molecule: messenger RNA, 2551 nt
Organism: Amaranthus tricolor (Joseph's coat)
Lineage: Eukaryota; Viridiplantae; Streptophyta; Magnoliopsida; Caryophyllales; Amaranthaceae
Product: cysteine-rich receptor-like protein kinase 7
Exons: 7
Coding region: 179-2059 (626 amino acids)
Biological process (GO): protein phosphorylation
Molecular function (GO): protein kinase activity; ATP binding
Source: RefSeq, a predicted model, not a curated record